UCUUUCGGCUAUUCAAAUGGCAAGCCUCGUUGGCCAAGUGGACCGCCGCGUAGGUGACCUUACUGCUCUCGCUGCCGCAGGCUAGCUGUAUUCUGGGUGCUUCUUGCACGACUAUAAGCUAGAGCAACGAUGGGCGAGGAUGUCCCAAAGGGCGAUGCCGAAAAGGGCAAGAAGAUCUUUGUGCAGCGAUGUGCCCAGUGCCACACAGUAGAGGAUGGGGGAAAACACAAAACGGGCCCCAACCUGCACGGCCUCUUUGGUCGCAAGACGGGUCAUGCACCGGGUUUCUCGUAUACAGAUGCCAACAAGAGCAAAGGUAUCACCUGGGGCAAGGACACUCUCUUCAUAUACCUGGCGGACCCCAAGAAAUACAUUCCUGGCACAAAGAUGGUGUUUGCGGGUCUCAAGAAACCCCAGGAGCGUGCUGACCUCAUUGCAUACUUAGAGUCUGCUACUAAGUAAAACCCCUCCCCCUUCCUCAGUCAUCGUCAGUAAAUUAUCUGCUGCCAUUUUUGGUCUUCUUCUUCAUUAGUGGCACUCGUAGAGCUCUGUUGGGGAAAUAAAAUGACAGAUUCUAUUUACACCCAUUA
Messenger RNA from Ornithodoros turicata, 590 nucleotides. Its product is annotated as cytochrome c. Gene Ontology annotation, molecular function: heme binding; electron transfer activity. The coding region runs from base 130 to 462 and encodes 110 amino acids. The transcript has 3 exons. Gene Ontology annotation, biological process: mitochondrial electron transport, ubiquinol to cytochrome c; mitochondrial electron transport, cytochrome c to oxygen. NCBI's taxonomy places the organism in Eukaryota, Metazoa, Arthropoda, Arachnida, Ixodida, Argasidae. Gene Ontology annotation, cellular component: mitochondrial intermembrane space. The record is from RefSeq and is a predicted model, not a curated record.